Messenger RNA from Amphimedon queenslandica, 744 nucleotides. Its product is annotated as rab9 effector protein with kelch motifs-like. NCBI's taxonomy places the organism in Eukaryota, Metazoa, Porifera, Demospongiae, Haplosclerida, Niphatidae. Gene Ontology annotation, molecular function: protein binding. Bases 1 to 744 code for a protein of 247 amino acids. The record is from RefSeq and is a predicted model, not a curated record. The transcript has 5 exons.
AUGUGUCAUUUAAUGGAGGGCAGUAGAUAUAUCUUUUUUUCAAAUGGAGGGUGUCUAUUUGAGCCCAGGAACCACUUGAGGGCAGUGUGUGUGUGUGUGUGUGUGUUCAUAUUAUUUUUAUUAUUUUUAGGUGAAUGGACUUCACCGACAGUCACUGGAGACAGACCACCUCCUAUUAAUGACUUCACUUUAACAUCAAUAAUUAAUACCACUGCUAUAUUGUUUGGUGGUUAUGAUGGUGAUAGAAAGAGUAAUGAUGUAUAUGUAUUUGAGUUUACUGAUACAUCAGUGAAAUGUACAAAUUUUUCUAAUCCUGGAGGAUCAGUACUAUGGUCUAAGGAGAGAUUGGGUCAUUCUAGUGUAUUGAUCAACUGUAGCUCAGGACCACACUUACUAGUUGUGGGUGGAACUGGUGGCGGAAGUAAUACUAAUGACUGUUGGUUGUUAAACAUAAACAAAAUGGAAUGGAAAGAACUGACUAAUAUACCAGACAGUGUCACUAAUAGAGUUUCUCAUUCUCUCUCAGUUUGGAAUGUGACACAGACCACUCAUUGGAUAAUUGAGUUUGGAGGAGAGAGGAAAGGUGGUUCAAGAAUCAGUGAUACAAGAUUUAUUGAAAUCAUAUCUAGUACUGGUGAUUUGGUAGUACAGUCAGUACUGGACAUUAAUGAAUAUCAGAAGAGAAGAAUACAAGGUAUUAGCCAAACAUCAGCUAAUGAUAUUCCUAACCAUCUAUUGUUUUGA